Colletotrichum chrysophilum is the source of this 663-nucleotide messenger RNA. RefSeq lists its product as uncharacterized. Bases 1 to 663 code for a protein of 220 amino acids. The transcript is spliced from 2 exons. The record is from RefSeq and is a predicted model, not a curated record. Lineage: Eukaryota; Fungi; Ascomycota; Sordariomycetes; Glomerellales; Glomerellaceae.
AUGGAGGGGCUCCGGCACCGUCUAUCAUGUCUGAUCCCGACGUUUCUCAAAUGCAUCAAUUACACCCAACCUGCGAAAUCGAGUAAAGACGCCCUCCGAGAGGCCAUUAUCUCAAGAGGUCGUGAGGCAGGCGUGCAUGUCAAUUCGGACGAUGGUUCGAGAAUGAGAUUCGAGGCCGGCCUGGCUGUAGCUGCGGAGAUGUAUCCCCUUCAUCCUUUCGAUAUCCAGGUUCACAUUGGCCUUUUCACCUGGCUUGGGUUCAUCAUUGAUGACCUCAACGCCGAGCUGGGCCCAAACUUGGCAAACUUUCAGUCACGAUUCUCACGGGGGGAUCUACAACCCUGCAGCGUCCUAGAGUGCUUUGCCGACGUCCUGAGGUCCACGACCGACUACUAUGAUCCCGUUGUCGCUAAUCUGAUCGUGCUCUCCGCGCUGGCUUUUGUCAACUCCAACGCCAUCGAGAUUCGCCGAGACUACCAGGCCAUUGUCCCGUCGAUGGAGGCUCCCAGCUGGCCGUACUAUUUCCGGGACAAAGAGGGUCUGCCUGAAGUUUACACGUACUUCUGCUUCUACAGAGACAUGUGUCCUGACAUAUCGCGCUUCAUGCCGGCGGCGCCAGAGAUGGGGAAGUUCAUCAACUUAACAAACGACAUUUUGUCGUAA